AGGACUGUUGUCUCGGUGGCUAAGUUGCCAGAGUCGUGCAAGAGCGCUCGGCCCCUUGAAAUAAUAUCCAACCCAACAACAUACCGACUUUGUGAAGCGCCUGUUGCCAUUCCCUCCCUCAGAUCGCCUCAACCCAGCCUCAUUUUGACCCUCUCCGCAGGGAGUUUAGUCAACCCGACGGUAUCCUCCUCCAGCCUGACGCCAGUCAUUCGGUCCAGGGCAACACGGUUUCUCUCUCUCUCUCUCUUGCUUUUCUCUCCCGCUUUCUCAACUCGACCAUUUUGUACCGCUGGCCGGUCACAAUUCCGCCCAUGUCAGCCGAGUCGCCGCCUCGUUGUGUUCACACGUCAUCCCGGCCUGGCAGUGCGAGCCGAUCAGCCGCCUCGGGACGAACUCACCGACCCCGUCCGCCCGGAUAUUGGUCGCCUGAAUAGCCAGGUCCCCAGGCCCCCUGGGAGACCCACAUGCUGGCAAACCGUAAAGAGCAUCGAGGGGAUGCAGGCCAAGCCCUAUAAAGGCAGCUCAGGCAUGAACAAAUAUCAACACAGUCGACGUAAUCAGUUGACUGGGCACUCUUUACUGCGUCUUUACUGCCUGAUCUAUUCAUUUUGUCCCGGUAUCCGAUUCUGCUUCAACACCUUCAGCAAGUCAAGUGGACGAUGUUGUAGCCGCUCGGUACGUCCAGUGGAACAGCUGACCGGUCCACUACGACCUGUUGACGGACAUCUUUUGGAUCUGGACGCACGGUUAUGCCUGGCCCGACCAACGUUCUUUGUCAGUCGCGGCAAACAUUUUAUUGGCCUGUCCAGCCUUCCUGUCACAAAUGACAACUUUGGUGAUUAUUAA
Messenger RNA from Protopolystoma xenopodis, 846 nucleotides. NCBI's taxonomy places the organism in Eukaryota, Metazoa, Platyhelminthes, Monogenea, Polystomatidea, Polystomatidae. The record is from the annotation of a GenBank genome assembly.